This is a messenger RNA of Octodon degus (degu), 2308 nucleotides long. It is a transcript of the gene Ero1b, whose product is annotated as endoplasmic reticulum oxidoreductase 1 beta. The coding region runs from base 209 to 1633 and encodes 474 amino acids. Gene Ontology annotation, molecular function: FAD binding; thiol oxidase activity; protein-disulfide reductase activity. The transcript has 17 exons. Gene Ontology annotation, cellular component: endoplasmic reticulum membrane; endoplasmic reticulum. Gene Ontology annotation, biological process: protein folding in endoplasmic reticulum. NCBI's taxonomy places the organism in Eukaryota, Metazoa, Chordata, Mammalia, Rodentia, Octodontidae. The record is from RefSeq and is a predicted model, not a curated record.
CCGCCCGGGCAUGAAGCGGGGGCGCGCGGCGCUUCUUCCUCAGUCGCUGCUACCAGGCACCAGGCAGUAUCCAGCGCCUGCGGUCGCCGCGCAGACCUCUACCUCUAGAGGUGCUCUGCCGCCAGCUCGGCUUCCUGGCGUCGCCACUCGGCCGCCCUCCGUUCCCAGCCCCGAGGGGCCCAGCCGUCAGUGACGGGGGGAGGCCAACAUGAGCUGGGGGGUCCGCCAGGCCGGCGCCGGGCAGGGGGCGGCGGCCGCAGUGCCGCUGCUGGCCACCCUGAGCUUCCUCCUGAGCGUCGUCGAGGCCCAGGUGGCUGGAGUUCUGGAUGAUUGCUUGUGUGAUGUUGACAGCAUUGAUAACUUCAACAACUACAAGAUCUUCCCAAAAAUAAAAAAAUUGCAAGAGCGAGACUAUUUCCGUUAUUACAAGGUUAAUCUGAAGCGACCAUGUCCUUUCUGGGCAGAAGAUGGCCAUUGUUCCAUAAAAGACUGCCAUGUGGAGCCCUGCCCAGAGAGUAAAAUUCCAGUUGGAAUAAAAGCUGGACAUUCUAAUAAGUAUUCGAAAGUGACGAAUAAUACCAAAGAAUUGGAUGAUUGUGAGCAGGCUAAUAAGCUGGGAGCAGUUAACAGCACAUUAAGUAAUCAAAGCAAAGAAGCUUUCAUUGACUGGGCAAGAUACGAUGAUUCACAGGAUCACUUUUGUGAACUUGAUGAUGAGAGAUCUCCUGCAGCCCAGUAUGUGGACCUUUUGCUGAACCCAGAGCGGUACACUGGCUACAAGGGGCCCUCUGCCUGGAGAGUGUGGAACAGCAUCUAUGAAGAAAACUGUUUCAAGCCUCGUUCUGUUUAUCGCCCUUUAAAUCCUCUGGCACCCGGUCGAGGUGAAGAUGAUGGAGAAUCAUUCUACACUUGGCUAGAAGGUUUGUGUCUGGAGAAAAGAGUCUUCUAUAAGCUUAUUUCAGGACUUCAUGCCAGUAUCAAUUUACAUCUGUGUGCAGAUUAUCUUCUGGAAGAAACCUGGGGUAAACCAAGUUGGGGACCUAAUAUCAGAGAAUUUAAACGCCGCUUUGACCCUGUAGAAACCAAGGGAGAAGGUCCUAGAAGGCUUAAGAAUCUGUAUUUUUUAUACUUGAUUGAGCUGCGAGCUUUGUCAAAGGUGGCUCCCUAUUUUGAACGCUCCAUUGUUGAUCUUUACACUGGAAACACAGAUGAAGAUGCUGACACUAAAACCCUUCUCCUGAGUAUCUUUCAGGAUACAAAGUCCUUCCCCAUGCACUUUGAUGAGAAAUCCAUGUUUGCAGGUGACAAAAAGGGGGCCAAAUCAUUAAAGGAGGAAUUCCGGUUACAUUUCAAGAAUAUCUCCCAUAUUAUGGACUGUGUUGGAUGUGACAAAUGCAGAUUAUGGGGGAAAUUACAGACUCAAGGUUUAGGAACUGCCUUGAAGAUACUAUUCUCUGAAAAAGAAAUCCAGAAGCUUCCAGAGAACAGUCCUUCUAAAGGCUUCCAGCUCACACGACAGGAAAUAGUUGCCCUUUUAAAUGCUUUUGGAAGGCUUUCUACAAGUAUAAGAGAGUUACAGAACUUUAAAAUCUUAUUACAACACAGUAGUUCAUAUACCCCUGUUGCAAGGUGACAAUGGAGCAGUUUGCAUUGUGAACAUGCCCAGCUGUGAGCACCUCUUGGCAUGUUGUUUGUAUCUUCUCACCCACUUUAAAAUCCAGCUCUUGACCACAUACCCGACAGAAAUGAUUGUAACAGCUGAAGAAGUAAUGAACAUGAAGUAAAGAAAACAUUCUUUCCUUCAAUGACAUGCAGUUUUUUUGCAAGUGGAAUCUGUAAAUCAGACAAAGUAUAUAUUGGUAAAUUUUCAAUAUCCUCCUUGUUUGGAUUCUUUGGUUAUGAGAAAAAUCCAAAUAGUAAUAGAUUUUACUUCAAAAUUGAUCAAAUGUUUUGACAUUGAACAUUUGAAUUAAUCAAUUUUGUAGUCUCAUAUGUGUAUGAAACACUGCCACUUUUCAACUUUGCCUAGGUGCCAUUAUAUAUAAGAAAGGACAGCUAUCUUGGUUCUUCGUCAGCAUUGCCUUCAGCUGGAAACUUGAGUGCAGUCCACAGUUCCCCUCCCAGCAGUUUGGAAACUGAAGUACCUGAGGAAACCAUAGCUGUUCACCAAAAGACAGGUUUAGGCACGUCAAAGCCCACCACAUAAUCCGUACUCUAUUUUCAGUAACAUCUGUGGAUGCAACUUUGAUUUUGUGAACAGAAUUCCAAGUAAUUUGCUACUGUACCAUCAGAUUCCACAAAAUGUGAA